Paramormyrops kingsleyae is the source of this 6430-nucleotide messenger RNA. It is a transcript of the gene unc5b, whose product is annotated as unc-5 netrin receptor B. Gene Ontology annotation, biological process: anterior/posterior axon guidance; netrin-activated signaling pathway. Gene Ontology annotation, molecular function: netrin receptor activity; protein binding. Gene Ontology annotation, cellular component: membrane. The record is from RefSeq and is a predicted model, not a curated record. Lineage: Eukaryota; Metazoa; Chordata; Actinopteri; Osteoglossiformes; Mormyridae.
CAAGCAUUACUGGAACGGAAAAACGCGGAUGCAGAGGAUGAGGACACGGAGAUAGCAGUUGUGGACAGUGGAUAGAUAAGCCACUUGUGCUGUGCCGGACUGCAACCGAUUCUACCCAGUUUUCUGCUGGGUAGAAAAAAAGGAUUCUACUUUUUUACCAUUUAGUUUUAUUUUACAAGUGUUAAUUGUAUGAGGCUUUUCCUCUUAAAGAAUAUAUGGAUCAGUGGACUGGACGCGGUGAAAAACCAAACUUUUCCUGAUUCGUCUGGGUCGAUAUGGUUUGUUAAUUCAUACUUGGGUGGAGUUGAUACAGAAGGUCGCUGUCGCGUAAAGAAGUUGGUGGUGUUUUUCAUGAAUCGAAUUACUGGACUGUGCCUCUUUUUAAUUUGUUGACUGUCUUUGGGAACUUACAAUUCAAUCCAGAUCAUCUGUCCCUAUUUAUAAAUGAAAAAAUCCGUGUGUGUCUAUACAUUUAAAUAGUUUUUUGGCUUAAUUGGUUUCUAGUUGCUUGCCAUUUAAUUUAAAAUACCAAAAUAAUACCUUGUCAUACAUGGUGCCGGAAAAGUUUCGUUUUUGAAAAAUAGAUCGUUACCAUCAAACGAUAAAUCCAACGCGCAGAAGGUGGAAGGGCAAACCCAACGUCUCCGAGAGUACCAGGGGACUUAUCGCGGUGGCGAGACCGGGAAAAGAUGCUCACUUUGCGGACACGUCGCGACGAAGGCAGCCGUCCCCUUUUUAUUCUGCUCCUCGUCUAUGGAUCCUCUCUUGCGGAAGCAGCAGGUGACUACAGCGAGGUCCUACCGGACUCCUUCCCUUCAGCUGCCGCGGAGCCUCUGCCGGAGUUCCAGCUGGAGCCCGAGGACGGCUUCAUUGUGAAGAACCGCCCAGUACAGCUCCGCUGCCGAGCCUCGCCUGCUACACAGAUCUACUUCAAAUGCAAUGGCGAGUGGGUGAACCAGAACGACCAUGUGACCCGCGAGAGCCUGGACCAGAUCACAGGCCUAGUGGUACGGGAAGUGGAUAUCUCCGUUUCCAGGACUCAAGUGGAGGAGCUGUUCGGCCUAGAAGAUUUCUGGUGCCAGUGCGUGGCCUGGAGCUCAGCCGGCACCACCAAGAGCCGCCGGGCGUACGUGCGCAUCGCUUUCUUGCGCAAGAACUUUGAGCAGGAGCCACUGGGCAGGGAGGUGCGCCUGGAACAAGAGGUGUUGCUGCAGUGUCGCCCCCCAGAGGGCAUCCCUCCUCCUGAGGUGGACUGGCUGAAGAACGAAGACACAAUCGACCCAACACUGGACUCCAACUUCUUGAUAACCGUUGACCAUGACCUGAUCAUCAAGCAGGCCCGCCUCUCCGACACAGCCAACUACACCUGCGUGGCCCACAAUGUGGUGGCCAAGCGGCGUAGCAGCACCGCCACCAUCAUAGUCUAUGUGAGCGGAGGAUGGUCAUCCUGGACAGAGUGGUCGGAAUGCAACGUACGCUGUGGGAGGGGCUGGCAGCGAAGGACACGCAGCUGUACCAAUCCAGCGCCACUCAAUGGUGGAGCCGUCUGCGAGGGCCCACCCUUCCAAAGGGUCACCUGCACCACACUAUGUCCAGUGGAUGGUGGUUGGACGGAGUGGGCCAAGUGGUCAGUGUGCGGGACCGAAUGCACACACUGGCGCAGCAGAGAGUGCCAAGCCCCUGCCCCUCGCAACGGCGGGCGCCACUGCAUUGGCAGUGUGAUGGAGAGCAAGAAUUGCACCGAGGGGCUCUGUGCACGGAAUAAAAAGGUUUCUAUUGAACAUGCCAGCCAUCCGCUCGAACCCGGGAUGGGUGUGGCCGUUUAUGCCGGACUGGUGGGGGCUCUACUCCUUUGCGGGAUGUUGCUGCUGUGUGUGGGUGUGCUGGCAUACCGCCGCAGCUGCCGGCAUCUCCGUGGUGACAUCACAGACUCAUCCUCCGCCCUCACAGCAGCCUUCCAUCCAGUCAACUAUAAACCCCCAAGACAGGACAAUCCUCACCUGCUUCACCCCUCGGCCCCCCCGGACCUAACGGCGACAGCCAGUUCCCUCCGAGGGCCCCUGUUUUCCCUGCAACAGGGGGUGGUAGAUCACAGCCACCACAAAAUCCCCAUGACCACCUCACCGCUGUUAGACCCCCUGCCCAGCCUAAAGAUCAAAGUGUACAACUCAUCCACGCUCUCUUCACUGGAACUCCCAGCCGAGGGAGCAUCGGUCGAUGGUGAGAUCCUCAGCCUGAAGAUGGUGGGCUCCGGGUCCCGGCCUGACUCCCGUGAGCCUCAUAGCCACACCCUCCCCCGUGAGCCCAGCAACAGCACCAGUGCCACCUUGGGGUGCCUCGGAGGACGCCUAACCAUCCCCAACACAGGUGUGAGCUUGCUGGUCCCACAGGGAGUGAUUCCCCAGGGCAAGUUCUAUGAGAUGUACCUCAUCAUCAACAAGUGGGAAAAGACCACGUUGCCAUCAGAGGGCAGCCAGACGGUCCUCAGCCCCGUGGUGAGCUGUGGGCCCACGGGAAUGUUGCUGAGCCGGCCCGUGGUGCUGACUCUGCCCCACUGUGCCCAGCUGGACCCACCCGACUGGACACUCACUCUGAAGACGCAGACUCACCAGGGCGAGUGGGAGGAGGUGCUGACAGUUGGCGAGGAGAGCCUAUCGUCGCCCUGCUACCUCCAGGUGGAGGAGCGGAGCUGCCAUGUGCUGAUGGAGCAGCUGGGUACCUACAGCCUUGUGGGCCAGUCCACCGCACCGCAGCCUGCCUGCAAACGCCUGCAGCUGGCUCUUUUCGCCCCCCAAUCCCCAUGCCUCUCCCUGGACUACAGUUUGCGUAUAUACUGCAUUCAGGACACGCCUCAUGCCCUCAAGGAGGUUUUGGACCUGGAACGCAGUCUAGGAGGAGUUCUGCUGGAAGACCCUAAGCCCCUCCUCUUCAAGGACAGCUACCACAACCUGCGCCUGUCCAUCCAUGACAUCCCGCACUCUCACUGGAGGAGCAAGCUGCUCGCCAAGUACCAGGAGAUCCCAUUCUACCACAUCUGGAGCGGCAGCCAGAGGCCACUACACUGUACCUUCAGCCUGGAACGGGGCAGCCUGGCUGUGUCUCAGCUCACCUGCAAGAUUUGCGUCCGCCAGGUGGAGGGGGAGGGGCAGAUCUUUCAGCUGAACACCGACAUCCAGGAGACCCUGCCACCCCAUUCCCCACUCCCAUCGGGAGGCACCUGUGGCCCUUCAUCCCAGGUGGGGCCAUAUGCCUUCCGGCUACCAGCAUCCAUCCGCCAGAAGAUCUGCGCCAGUCUGGAUGCCCCGAGUUCCCGCGGCUGUGACUGGAGACUGUUAGCACACAGCUUGGGGUUCGACAGGUAUUUGAACUAUUUUGCAACAAAGCCCAGCCCCACAGGUGUGCUGCUUGACCUAUGGGAAGCCUGUCACCAAGGUGACGCAGACCUGGUCUCCCUGGCGACUGCACUGGAAGAGAUGGGCAAGAGCGAGGUGCUGGUUGUCAUGACAACCGACGGAGACUGCUGAUUGGCUCGCAGGCACAGAAACUGCUGUGAUGGGAACCCAGCAAUGCCCAUCCACCAAUGUGCCCAUGCAUGCCAGAGAUUGUUUUAUUCCAUUUCUCUCACACACACCCCGAUAUGUGCCCGGUCCACACCUGCAUCUCCCGCUGAGAGAGGCAUUACCUCAUCGCAAAUUUAACAACUUGGGUUUCUAAGUAUUUCACAUGGUCUCGGCCAUCCCCAUCCAAAUCGUCCUUCUGGAGCCUGAGGUCAGCAUAUGUUCACAGGACAAACUUUUUUCCACAGCUAGCAACUGGAGACAAUUUCUGCGACAAGCCAAGGUUACAGAUUUGAGGCGUAAUAGUUUAAGAAGGUACCACUGUGUGAGUUUGUCCAUGUUAUAUUCAGAGAAAAAAUAAAUAUAUAAGAACUUAGAAGUACUGGGGUUAGAGCUAUAUUAGACAGCAGCCAGGACGUAAGCACGUACCUAGCCAAGCACAGAAACAUGCACAUGUAUGAUGCAUCAAUAUGAAACAUGGAUGGAUUCCAUCUUCCCACACAACAAGCUUUUGUUUCCUAGCGACAGCCAGUUCAAAGCUACAAUUCAAGCCAGCAGCAAAAUCUCAGCAUGGUGGUUAGCCGACAACGAGGGCCCUUUGUCCCCCCCAGGCAUCCAACGUGCUGAUACAGAUGAGUGGACAGCGGAGAAAACCAGUCUGCAGCUGAGCUGCCUUGCACUGAGUUGUCCAGGGCUGUUGUGUCAUUGCUAGCUGACAGAUGACAAGUCAUAUUACAGUCAUUUUUUUGUAUAAGCCACAGUAUGUCCUCAUGGCCAGCAGGUGGCAUGAGGGUAUGCAUGUCCAUUAAAGUGACAGGAACCAGGGAUGGAACAGGUGAAGAAGUAUACUGUCACCUGGCCUGUCACACUGAUACAUGGGAUGUAUCGCUUAUUUUUUAUCCCUCAAUUCUUCUAUAUAAUCUGCCCUUUGUCGUCUUAUCUUAUUGCAAAAUAAGUCGCAGAAGAAUUUUGGUAAACUGUUAAGUUUCCUAUCGGGAACGCAAUUUCUGUUUUUAAUCCAUAUUUUUUGGAUUUUUUCCAUUUUUCACUGUAAUGGUUAUAUUAUUUUUUCUGUUAUGAUUAUAAUUGAUAUCUUUUGUAUUGAUUUAGAGUCCUUGUCACGUUGAUUAUUAGGUUUUUGAAUGAGUUUUCUUGCAUAUGAAGGCAGAUGGAGGAUUUUGGGAAGGCAAGGAGUGACAAGAGGGGGGCAGAGGCGGGUGGGCGUAUUUGGCAGAGGGCAAAAUUCAGAAAUGGAGAGAGACAGACUUUCACAGAGACCACUUUGGCUUCAAGGCCAUAUCACAGCUGCAAGCAAAACUCCCAAGUAUUCAUUCUGAUCAACAGUCCAACAGUCUCCAUUGAGUAUAUGAAGUAAGACUUUGUAUUUAAUUCUGUAUAACUCUUAAAUGUUCAAUCGGUUGUGACUUGCUGCAUGAAUUUGACCUUGUUACAGGUGAGAUGGACAGAAACUGGCUUUGAUUCUAAUUGGCUGCAGUGCCAGUAUGAUAAUCAUGCUUUGAUUCGAAGUGAUUGCAGUGGCCCCUGGGAAAAUCUGGCUUUGAUUUUAAUUGGUUUUAAAGUCUGAAAGUCAAGUGUUGUUCCGAUCUGCUAAGUUCUGGAUGUAAUCUUUAGAUGUCAGUUUUUUUUUUUUAAACUGGUUAUUGAUUACCUCUCACACACUCAAGUUGAUUAUCAGUUAUAUUUGUGGUUAAUCAGCUGCUAUAGUCAGGGGUCAUUCAUAUUACAUGUUUUCAUUUUUUGUUAGGUGUUAUUAUUGUCGCUGUUACUAAUAAUGUUAUUUUUAUUAUAAUGUUUUGUAUGGUUAUUAAGCAAAAGUGUGUGUGAAUCUUGGAAACAGAAAAAAACAGAUGCCCAGUAUCUUUUCCAUCCCGCUGAAGCAGUGAGAAUGUGACCGUUCUUCAUGGGUGAGCGAGUGAUUGAAUUGUCUGUAUCUGUGUGAGCAAGCUUCACAUCUCUCAGCUGUGUCAUUUCUCUAUGUAAGUACUAUGCAAGUACAGAGAAAAAGGCCACAUUUUUGGUUUCUCUUUAUUUCGCUUCCCUGUACAGUGUACAAAAGCGUGUAUUUUAACAGCAGAGAAAAAAUAGUGGGCAGUGGCUUGAAAAUGAUAGACUUUGCUGAAGCAAGCAGUAUAUCGGAUCCUAUUCUUCAACAUCAACCACAAAAUGAAUCGUUAAGAGACCAUUUAAAGUGAACAAAUCUGAAAAAAUGAUCUGCUGUGGCUGAGCAAAACACACAAUAUUACAAUGGGUUUCUCUGCAUAUUUCUAUUGGAUGUCCUGAUCACUGAACUGCUGUUGGAGCUGUGGAAUUUAGAUGAGUUAAGCACUGAGCCACACUAAUUGCUAUGUGAAAACGAGCAACCACAACUCAUUCUUAAGAAUUUGAAGAACAUAAAGGAAGCAUAGGUAUAGCUCUGAAACCAUGAGAUGUGUCUUAAAGGUUAUAAAUCCUACACAGACGCUAAUUGUAGGUUUUCUGUCUGUGCUAUUUUCGAGCUACACAUAUCGAGCGUAAUGACUUUUCGCCAUGCAAGUCUGAUGGGGGCUGACAUGUUUUGAUCUACAGCGGUAGUUAUGUCGCAUCCUCUGGUCCCCCUGUCUGCUUCCUCCUUUCCUCUUCAUGAGGACCAGUCAGUGCUCACUACCACUGCCCCCUGCUGAAAAUGUGUGAAAGAGAACCUAACUACUCCCAUAAAAGUCAAUGCCUCAUUUUUUAAUAGGUAAAGAGAAGAUUGGAAAGAAAAAUGUUUCCUUAACUCUGUAAACUACCAAUUGUAAAUAAAUGUUUAGCCUUCUUACUUGUAACUAAGAUAAUUUUUAUGCAAUAAAUUAUAUUUCUUAGUUUAACAAGAA